UGAUAUCAAGAAAUAAAUAUCGCAGUAUCGUGUCUCUCUGUCACACAUAAACUACGUAUCAAUCUCUAAGCUAGUAGCGUCUUUCUUCACUUUGCACGUUCUACUUUUCUAUCAAAUAUCUCCCCACAUUGUUUCUCUUUCGAACAAGACAAACGCUUCUCAAAACACUUCCAUUUUAAAUAUUUAUAUUCCCUUUUGAAGACCCGCAAUAUCAUAUCUUCUGCCUGAAGAAAAGGUGUGUUCUAUCACGCUCUCCCUCUGUUUCUCUCUCCACCCAUCUUUGAUUUCACAUAAAGAUAUGGUGAAUCCAGGAUUGUUUUCUGGGAAUAAGUCCGUGAAUUCGGUGAAAGUAAGCUUCCGGAUACCGUAUUUUACCCAAUGGGGUCAGAGCUUGCUGGUGUGUGGCUCUGUUCCAGCGCUUGGUGCCUGGAAUGUGAAGAGGGGUGUGUUGCUCAGUGUUGUUCAUCAAGGGAGUGAGCUCAUCUGGGGUGGAAGCAUCACAGUGCCAAGAGGGUUCCAAUGCCAGUACAGCUAUUAUGUUGUAGAUGAUAAGAAAAAUGUACUGAGAUGGGAGAUGGGGAAGAAGCGCGAACUGAUACUACCUGAAGGUGUUCAGAGUGGACAUGAGAUCGAGUUCCGUGAUCUUUGGCAGGCUGCCUCAGAUUCCCUCCCUUUCAGAAGUGCUUUCAAAGAUGUCAUUUUUAGGCAAAGCUGGGAUUUGAGCGAAGCAACUGUAGGAGACAACCACAUAAAUUUUGAAUCGGAAAGAGAAGCUGUCUUGGUCCAAUUCAAAAUUUCCUGCCCUAAUGUUGAGAAAGACUCAUCAAUAUAUGUCAUUGGUAGCAACACAAAGUUGGGUCAGUGGAAGGCUGAAAAAGGACUAAAACUCAGCUAUUUUGGCGAAUCUGUCUGGAAAGCUGAAUGCGUGAUGCAAAGGAGUGAUUUUCCAAUAAGAUAUAGAUAUGGAAAGUAUGAUAGGAGUGGUAACUUUUCUAUAGAGAGUGGUUCAAACCGAGAAGUUUCCACCAACUCCACAAGGAAUGAUGUGAAAUAUAUUUUUCUCUCAGAUGGCAUGCUGAGGGAAACACCUUGGCGUGGUGCUGGCGUAGCUAUCCCUAUGUUUUCUGUUAGGUCGGAAUCUGAUCUGGGUGUUGGAGAGUUUCUUGACCUUAAGUUGCUAGUCGACUGGGCUGUAGCAUCUGGUUUUCAUUUAGUUCAACUUUUACCUAUCAAUGAUACAUCUGUUCAUGGGAUGUGGUGGGAUUCUUAUCCAUACAGUUCACUAUCGGUCUUUGCAUUGCAUCCAUUGUACCUAAGAGUACAGGCUCUUUCCAAUAACAUACCGGAGGAGAUCAAGAAAGAGAUUGAAAAGGCCAAGCAGCAAUUAGAUCGGAAGGAUGUUGAUUAUGAAGCUACAAUGGCCACUAAACUCUCAAUUGCUAAGAAAGUUUUUGCUCAAGAGAAAGAUUUGAUACUCAAUUCAAGUUCUUUCCAGGAGUUCUUUUCUGAGAAUGAGGGUUGGUUGAAACCCUAUGCUGCUUUCUGUUUCCUGCGGGACUUCUUUGAAACAUCAGAACGUAGUCAAUGGGGUCGUUUUGCUCAUUAUUCAGACGAUAAGCUAGAAAAGCUUGUAUCCAAGGACAGCCUGCACUAUGAGAUAAUUUGCUUCCACUACUAUGUUCAAUAUCAUCUACAUUUACAAUUAUCAGAAGCCGCAGAGUAUGCGAGAAAGAAGGGAGUGAUAUUAAAGGGAGACCUUCCUAUUGGAGUUGACAAAAACAGUGUGGACACCUGGGUUUAUCCAAAUUUGUUCCGAAUGAACACUUCCACCGGAGCACCACCAGAUUAUUUUGAUAAAAAUGGCCAGAAUUGGGGUUUCCCUACUUAUAAUUGGGAAGAAAUGUCAAAGGACAACUAUGGCUGGUGGCGAGCUCGAUUGACACAGAUGGCAAAAUAUUUUACGGCCUACAGAAUUGAUCACAUAUUGGGAUUCUUCCGUAUAUGGGAACUUCCAGAUCAUGCUAUGACAGGUCUAGUUGGAAAAUUCCGGCCAUCUAUACCUCUUAGUCAGGAAGAACUUGAAAGAGAAGGGAUAUGGGACUUUAAUCGCUUGAGUCGCCCAUAUAUUAAGCGGGAACUGUUAGAGGAAAAAUUUGGAGCUGCUUGGACAUUUGUUGCAACAACUUUUCUCAAUGAAUUUGACAAGAACUUCUAUGAGUUCAAGGAGGAUAGCAACACAGAGAAAAAAAUUGCUUCCAAACUGAAAACUUGUGCAGAAAGUUCUGUAUUGUUGGAGAGUGAAGACAACCUACGGCGCAAUCUCUUUGAUCUUUCACAGAAUAUAGUUUUAAUCCGUGAUCCAGAGAAUCCAAGAAAAUUUUAUCCUCGUUUCAACCUUGAAGAUACCUCAAGUUUCCAGGAUUUGGAUGAUCACAGCAAGAAUGUUCUUAAAAGAUUAUACAAUGACUACUAUUUCUGUCGUCAAGAGAAUCUUUGGAGGCAAAAUGCAUUGAAGACCCUUCCUGUACUUCUAAAUUCAUCAGACAUGCUGGCCUGUGGGGAAGAUUUGGGCCUCAUUCCAUCUUGUGUCCAUCCUGUUAUGCAAGAACUGGGAUUAGUUGGGUUGCGCAUUCAGCGUAUGCCCAAUGAACCUGAUCUGGAAUUUGGUAUUCCUUCUCAGUACAGCUACAUGACGGUAUGUGCCCCAUCAUGCCAUGAUUGUUCUACCAUGCGUGCUUGGUGGGAAGAAGAUGAAGAUAGAAGACUCCGGUUUUUCAAGAAUGUGAUGGAGUCCGAUGAACUGCCGCCAGAUCAAUGUAUUCCAGAAGUUGCACAUUUUAUUAUAAGGCAACAUUUUGAAGCUCCAUCAAUGUGGGCAAUCUUCCCUCUUCAGGACUUGUUAGCAUUAAAAGAAGAAUAUACAACACGCCCUGCAACAGAGGAGACAAUCAAUGACCCUACAAAUCCAAAGCACUAUUGGAGAUACCGUGUGCAUGUGAGUUUGGAAUCAUUGAUUAAGGAUAUUGACCUUCAAACCACCAUCAAAGAUCUUGUACGUUGGAGUGGAAGAUCACUCCCUAAGGAACAAGCUUCAGGAAUAGAUGCCAGCCUACUGGCAGCAUUGUCAGUAGCAGAAGCUGUUACUGUGUUGCAAGUAGCAGAAGCUGUUUCUGAGAAACAGAAGUUUUCUGGUACCACGGAAAAGCAUGUUCUUGUCAAAUAAAAAUUGUGGAUGAUGAGGUUCACCAUGCUAGCCCUACAAAUCAUGUCCCAUAACCUGCUACGAUGGAGUUAGUAAUAAUGAUCAUAUGUGUAAUCAUUUUCAUCUGUUCCUGUUAUGUUUCUUGAUCAAUAAUGCAAAUAAAUCUCGAAGCAUGUAUUGUUCUGUCUAAGUUUUAGCUAUUAAGAGAAAUGUUAGAAAUACAUUGUCUUA
Messenger RNA from Vigna unguiculata (cowpea), 3433 nucleotides. RefSeq names its product disproportionating enzyme 2 (gene DPE2). The record is from RefSeq and is a predicted model, not a curated record. Gene Ontology annotation, molecular function: 4-alpha-glucanotransferase activity; starch binding. NCBI's taxonomy places the organism in Eukaryota, Viridiplantae, Streptophyta, Magnoliopsida, Fabales, Fabaceae. Gene Ontology annotation, biological process: carbohydrate metabolic process.